CCCUUUAUAAAAAAGGAAACACGAAGGGCGAACCCUUGAGUUCAGUCCUUCCAUAGUUCCAUCUACUAGUCUCGCUCUCGCCUCCUACAACUCUUUUCCUCAGCUAAACAUUUCAUCUCCCCUACGCCCUUCUCCUUCAAAUCUAACUCUUCUUAUCGACAAUGCAGUCCAUCUCCGAAGAACCUCUUCUCGCCCCAAAUCCAGAUAGAUUCUGUAUGUUCCCAAUUCAAUACCCUGAAAUCUGGGAAAUGUACAAGAAGGCCGAGGCCUCUUUCUGGACCGCCGAAGAAGUUGACCUCUCCCAAGAUCUACGUGACUGGGAAAAUCUAACUCACGGCGAGAAACACUUCAUUACUCUUGUUCUCGCCUUCUUCGCUGCUUCUGAUGGUAUUGUUAUCGAAAACCUGGCCUCUCGUUUCAUGAAAGAAGUUCAAAAUUCCGAGGCUCGUGCCUUCUACGGUUUCCAAAUAGCAAUCGAGAACAUCCAUUCGGAGAUGUACAGCCUCUUGUUAGAAUCCUACAUCAAGGAUGCAGCCGAGAAAAACCGUCUGUUUCACGCAAUUGAGACUAUCCCUUGCGUGGAAAAGAAAGCUCAGUGGACACUUCGUUGGAUUACCAGUUCGGAAUCUUUCGCCGAACGUCUAGUCGCCUUCGCCUGCGUCGAGGGGAUAUUCUUCUCUGGCAGCUUUUGCGCGAUAUUCUGGUUGAAGAAACGCGGGUUGAUGCCGGGGUUAACAUUUUCAAACGAGUUGAUAUCAAGAGACGAGGGGUUGCACUGCGAUUUCGCUUGCCUGCUAUACGAGUUUUUGAAGCAGAAGCUGAGUGAAGAGCGAGUGAAAGGAAUCGUUGCGGAAGCGGUGGAAAUCGAGAGGGAGUUCGUAUGCGACGCAUUACCAUGUGCGUUAGUGGGAAUGAACGCUGAUCUGAUGAGUCAGUACAUCGAGUUCGUGGCCGAUAGGUUGCUUGGAGCCUUGGGAUACGGAAAGAUAUACAAUGUUCAGAACCCUUUUGAUUGGAUGGAGUUGAUUUCUUUACAAGGGAAGACCAAUUUCUUUGAGAAACGGGUUGGCGACUAUCAGAAAGCUUCGGUCAUGUCGAGUUUGAAUGGCGAAGGUGGGAGCCAUGCGUUCAAACUGGAUGAAGAUUUCUGAUGGGUGGAGGGGGACUUCGACUUCACUCACGAAAACCACCAAGUUCUACUACUGAAAUACAUCGGCGGAAAAUGGGGGACUUCGACCCACGGCAUGGAGUUCGUGGCUAUUUAAAUUUUAAUUUAAUUAGGCCAUGCCCUUCAAAAUUUCUUUGCCUUGCUUUGUUUUACCGGUUUAGCUUUAUAAAGAUAAUUUUAGAUUAGAUGUGUUGUUGACAUAGACAUAGUUGUGAUUAUUGGGUUCCACUAUGUUUCAGUCCUCACAAAAAGGUGCUCCGUGCUUGUACCAUUCUCACAUCCAAUUAAAACCGUGCAUUAGAAAUA
This is a messenger RNA of Nelumbo nucifera (sacred lotus), 1474 nucleotides long. Its product is annotated as ribonucleoside-diphosphate reductase small chain-like. NCBI's taxonomy places the organism in Eukaryota, Viridiplantae, Streptophyta, Magnoliopsida, Proteales, Nelumbonaceae. Gene Ontology annotation, molecular function: oxidoreductase activity. Gene Ontology annotation, biological process: deoxyribonucleotide biosynthetic process. The record is from RefSeq and is a predicted model, not a curated record.